Molecule: messenger RNA, 384 nt
Organism: Penicillium egyptiacum
Lineage: Eukaryota; Fungi; Ascomycota; Eurotiomycetes; Eurotiales; Aspergillaceae
Source: the annotation of a GenBank genome assembly
AUGGAUAAAUAUUUCAAUCGACGUACCCUUGAACCAAUCACUGAGGAGAUCACACCAACAGAUCAUGACAUCCUACGUCAUGGUGGCACAUCUUCCAAUAUAGAGAGACUCCCCUCUCGAGUUCAACGCUCGAAGCUAUCAUCGCCAGAUGCCAGACAAAAGAUCGAAGAUUUGGCUUAUGAAGUGAGCUACCUGAAAGCCGAGAUGCAAUGGGAGAAGGAAAAUAAGCAGAUAUUUUUGCAAUUUCAUCAACGAAUGUUUGAUAUUUUUCGGGCUAUGGAAGACGCUCUUACACAAACAUGUAUACGAAUGGAAGAGUCAGAGAAACGAUAUCUUGAUCUCUGGGAUAUUGAGGAGCCGAGUCCAGCGGGGGGUUUUAUCUAA